UUCAAUGACCAAGUGGAUGAAUGAAUUAUUUAUACAUCGGCCAGGAAAUAAUUUUUGUUUGGUUUUCCAUCUUGCAUAUAACGAAUGCUGCUCAGAUAUGUUUACUGCAAGCUUAAUAUCUGGAGUUCUAUGUUAACAAUGUCAUAUUUUUUUUCUACUUAUAAUGAUACUUAAAGCAUUGCUUCGCAAGGAGGUUAAAUAAUAUAUGUCGAAACUCAUUGUAACAGACGAAAACUGUCAUGACUGCCAAAAGUUCUAAAAAUUCUAUCAAACCUUCUUUCAAGGAAAAAACAACUAUUCCGGUUCGCUACAUCUUUGCUGUCCUCAGUUUCUUCGGCUUCAUCAAUGUCUACGCAUUGCGAGUCAAUCUGAGCGUAGCAAUUAUCGCUAUGGUCAAAGAAUCCGGUCAUUCAAGCAAACUAAAUUCUGAAAAAGUAGUAGCUUGCUCAGAACUUUUGAAAGAUUUUUCGUAUGAUAAUACUUCAGCAAGGAAUCAUUCGCAUCAGUCAAAAGAGAAAUUCGAUUGGGAUUCUCAACUACAAGGGGUGGUCCUGGGUGCCUUCUUUUAUGGUUAUCUUGUCACGCAAAUUCCUGGUGGAAUGCUUGCAGAAAAGUACGGUGCAAAAUGGUUACUGGGAAUCGGAGUGCUGAUUGCAUCUCUUUUCACACUGCUUACGCCUUUGGCCGCCAGAUGGAGCGUAUGGGCAUUGGUAAUUGCACGGGUAAUAGAAGGACUGAGUGAAGGUGUAGCCUAUCCAGCUAUUAAUACAUUGAUUGGACAAUGGGCACCAAAACUAGAAAGAAGUCGGAUGACUGCCUUUAUUUUCACUGGAAGUAAUGUUGGGACUGUAUGCACACUGGCUAUUUCUGGCAUGUUGUGUAAUUCAGAUUUUCUUGGAGGUUGGCCGUCUGUCUUUUACAUUUUUGGUAGUCUGGGCUGCCUUUGGUUCCUCCUGUGGACAUACCUGGUAUCCGAAACGCCCGAUUCUCACCCACGUAUCUCUAAAACGGAGCUUCUUCUCAUAAAUCAAGGCCAAGAAGAAAAACGAAUUCGACCUGCUACACCAUGGAGAAAGAUACUGACUUCAGUCCCUUUCUGGGCUCUACUCGUCACGCAUGUUGGGGAGUGCUGGGGAUUUUAUACACUCAUCAUAGAAAUGCCGAUGUAUCUAUCCCAGAUCCUACACUUUGAUAUACAUCAGAAUGGUCUCUUGUCAUCACUGCCUAGUCUGAUGCUUUCAAUUGUUUCGAUCAUUGCCAGUAUCAUAGCUGACAAACUACGAGAAAGUGGGAAGCUACGAAUCACUGUUAUCCGAAAGAUCCUUAAUUCCAUUGGUUUCUUUGGACCGGCUGUAUGUAUAAUUACUGUAGCAUUUAUUGGUUGCGAUCCUUUAACAAUAGUAAUUUUGUUGUCUCUGGCCAUGGGCUUGAAUGGGUUUGCAUUUUCUGGAUUCGUUUGUACUUAUGUCGAUAUGAGCCCAGAUUUUGCUGGUACAACAUAUGGAAUUUCGAACUGCCUUGCUAGUUUUACUGGUUUCCUUGUUCCAGCAUUCGUUGGAUGGAUCAUUAAAGAUGGGCAAACUGUAAAAAACUGGGGAAUUGUUUUCAUCACAGCUUCAACAGUCUUCAUUGUUACAGGAAUUAUUUAUAAUGUAUUUUGCUCAGCUGAAUUGCAACCCUGGCUAGAAUGUCCCAAAACUAAUCAUAAGAAACCAUUCCAAGAUGAAACAAAUACUAAAUUCAGGUUCCCAUUGCUACCAAAUCAAUUGAAUGAAGUUGUUCAUGAAGCUGUUUUACAUGUAACUCUAAUGCAGGAUGGCGCCUCGUUACUCGCAGCAAGUUCAUUCAAAACAUUCCUUUUGAAUACUUUUGCUAUACCAGCCCGAUAUGUAUUCGCUCUUCUGGGUUUCUUUGGAUUCUUCAAUGUUUAUGCCAUGCGAGUCAACCUCAGUGUUGCCAUUAUCGCAAUGGUAAAACCGUCAAAUAAUUCAAAUGUUACGACGGUCGAAGAUAAUGUUGCUUGUCAAGAAUUGCUCGAAGAUUUCAAAUAUGAGAAUAACACGUCAUCAAAAUCGAUAGAAGGUGAAUUCGAGUGGGAUUCACAAGUACAAGGAGUAGUCCUUGGGGCUUUCUUUUAUGGGUACGUCAUCACUCAAGUUCCUGGUGGGCUCUUCGCAGAAAAGUAUGGUGCCAAAUGGCUGUUCGGAGGAGGGAUGCUGCUGACGUCUCUUUUCACGCUUCUCACCCCUAUCGCUGCUAGCUGGAGUGUUUGGGCCCUGGUAGCCGCACGAGUCAUUGAAGGUUUGGGCGAAGGUGUUGCUUUUCCAGCUAUGAAUACCCUGAUUGGCCAAUGGGCGCCCAAGCUAGAGAGAAGUCGGAUCGGAUCAUUCAUCUAUACCGGAAGUAACAUAGGCACUGUGGUCACUCUUGCUAUUGCAGGUGUCCUCAGCGACAAAGUCGGAUGGCCAUCAGUCUUCUAUGUUUUAGGUGCUCUCGGAUGUGUGUGGUUCGUUCUGUGGGCCAUUUUAGUUUUCGAGACCCCCGAAGUGCAUCCACGAAUAUCCAAGGAGGAGCUUGUUCUCAUACGAGAAGGGAGAGAAAACAAAACACGGCCUCCAACACCGUGGAAAUCCAUAUUAACCUCAAUUCCUCUAUGGGCAUUAGUUAUUUCCCACACUGGGCAAUCAUGGGGCUUUUACACGUUUUUCAUCCAAAUGCCCAUGUACUUGUCCAAUAUACUGCAUUUCGACCUCAAUAAGAAUGGAGUAUUGUCUGCCUUACCGAAUCUAAUGCUUUCUCUCAUGUCCAUAAUUGUUAGCAUUUUUGCUGAUAAACUCCGACAAAGUGGUAAACUCAAAAUAACAGUUAUUCGGAAAAUUUUUAAUACCAUCGGGUUCGUAGGACCAGCCUUGUGUUUACUUGCUGUUUCAUUCAGUGGCUGCAGACCUACAUUAAUAGUUGCAUUGCUCUCGCUUGGAAUGGGUCUAAACGGAUUUGCCUACUCAGGUUUCAUCGUUACUCAUGUAGAUAUGAGUCCAGAUUUUGCAGGUACUUUGUAUGGGAUAACUAAUUUCUUCUCCAAUUUCACUGGCUUUCUUGUACCAGCUUACGUUGGGUGGAUUAUGCAAGAUGGGCAAACGGUGAAAAACUGGGCAAUAGUCUUCAUCACCGCUUCUGUUGUUCUGAGUGUUACAGCCAUAGUUUACGAUGCAUUUUGCUCUGCUGAACUUCAACCGUGGGGAGUCACCGAAAAAAAAGAUGAAACAACUUCAAAAAAGGAAGACGUGCCCUUGGAAGAGGACCCUUAUGCGUGUUCUUCGAAACUAAAAGCUGCUCGCGAGCCUGUUGCUUUUUAUCAGUACCUUGGACCAUUUCAAGCACGCUACAUACUAACGCUGCUGGGCUUCUUCGGCUUUUUCUGUGUAUACGCACUGCGCGUCAAUCUUAACGUUGCCAUGGUAGCGAUGGUGCAACAACCGCGUGUUCAAGACGUUCCGAACCCUGAAGAUAAAGUGGAUGCUUGCCCAAAUCUCGUAAAAUUUCCUCAUGGCACAAACAGUUCUGUUCAAAUUAUGCGAUCUACACUAAAAGGAGAAUUCGAUUGGGAUUCCAAUAUGCAGGGUUUGGUCCUGGGAUCGUUCUACUUCGGUUACGUUGUCACCCAAAUUCCAGGAGGAAUUGCUGCCGAAAAAUAUGGCGCCAAGUGGCUAUUCGGAAUAGGAAUCCUCAUUACGGCUGUCUUCUCUCUGCUAACACCCAUGUGCGCAAGAUGGAGUGUGUGGGCUUUAAUUAUAGCCAGAGCUAUUGAAGGUUUGGGAGAGGGCGUGACGUACCCUGCUAUGCAUGCCUUAAUAGGACGUUGGGCACCGAAACAGGAAAGGUGCCUCCUCUCCACGAUCAUUUACAACGGCACUGCUAUUGGCACUGUUAUAUCUUUAGCGGUAUCUGGUGCUCUUUGCGAAACCAAUUUUCUCGGUGGUUGGCCAUCAGCUUUUUAUGUUUUUGGAUUGUUUGGCUGUUUGUGGUUUCUUUUGUGGAUCACUCUCGUCUAUGAUAGUCCUGAUAGUCAUCCUCGAAUAUCAGAUGAAGAACUGCUAUUUAUCCAUUUGGGUCAAGAUGAAAUUCAACCUCACAGAGCUUCACUACCUUGGAAGUCCGUAGUAACAUCAGUUCCUAUGUGGGGUUUAGUUGUCACACAUUUUGGUCAAAACUGGGGGUUUUAUACUUUAUUGACUGAUAUGCCCACUUAUUUGUCUAACGUACUCCAUUUCAACAUAGAAAAGAAUGGCGUGGUAUCCGCUCUACCAAAUCUAAUCCAAGCGUUUGUUGCUGUGAUUGCGAGUUGGACAGCUGAUAAAUUACUCGCUCGUGGCAAAUUGAAAAUCACGACCAUAAGAAAGAUUAUGAACUCCAUUGCUCUCUACUCUCCAGCUUUAUGCGUGCUACCGAUAGCCUUCAUCGGAUGUGAGCCGGUGAUCAUUGUUAUAUUAUUAACUGUGGGUAUCAGUUUAAACGGCUUCAUCUACUCUGGAUUUAAUGUGAUACACGUGGAUAUGAGUCCAGAGUUUGCAGGUACACUAAUGGGCAUCACUAACUGCAUAGCAAAUCUCCCUGGAUUCUUGGCACCGUCCUUUGUUGGUUGGAUCGUUCAAGAUGGUCAUACUCUACAAAAUUGGGCUGUAGUAUUUGUCACCACAUCCGCAAUAUUCAUUAUCAGUGGCACAGUUUUCAAUUUGUUUUGCACAGCAGAGCUUCAGCCAUGGGGAUCGAACGCGCCGCCAUCGAAUGAAAAUAACGAGGCUGUUGCAAUGGACGAUACAACGCCUGAGUUUCAGAACUCAACUAUACAAUUAUGCAAAGAAAAUGUUUGUUGAUGUUUUGCUUUAAAUAGUUUCGAUAAUUUCCUAUUGUAAAUAUUUAACAAAAUGAAAAGAACAUACAUAGUGCAUUUCAAAGUCAUAUUUUUGAAAUCAAAUGUAAAUACGUUUUUACAGUCUCCUAUUUAAGAAAAUGAAAUUGUUUGAUUUAUAUCUGAAAAGUUGAAUGUGGUAUGCUUCAAAAUUUUUGAAAUGAUGGUACGACAGUAUUACGUGCAAAUUUAACCUUAUUUCAAAGUUCAUAUAACACUCCGAGAAUCAUACAUUGUGACUUUUAUAUAAUUUGUUGUAUUCAUGAUUUAAUGCCUCUAUUAUUGUAACAUUUGGUUCAUUGUUUUCAUGAAAAAAUAAUUAGAGAUGUUGUUUGUUUGUUUCUUAUGGCACUUGCCACUGACAAGCCCGCUGUUAAUUAGAGAUGUAGAUAUUUAAUGGCUUCCUGCCCUACUGUUAUCAUGUUUCUUGUUUAUCCUUACAUACCACAAAGAAAAUGAUGAAAACAAUAAAAGUUUUUUAUUC
This is a messenger RNA of Argiope bruennichi, 5393 nucleotides long. RefSeq lists its product as uncharacterized. Gene Ontology annotation, cellular component: membrane. Gene Ontology annotation, molecular function: transmembrane transporter activity. The coding region runs from base 240 to 4874 and encodes 1544 amino acids. The record is from RefSeq and is a predicted model, not a curated record. Gene Ontology annotation, biological process: monoatomic anion transport; transmembrane transport. The transcript has 31 exons. Lineage: Eukaryota; Metazoa; Arthropoda; Arachnida; Araneae; Araneidae.